AUGGCCCAGAGCCCAGCUCCAUGGGCAUCCAGACUCCCCGGCCAGCCAGCCAUGGACAUCAACGCGUCGUCCGCCCCGGCGGGGGGCAACGCCACCUCGGAGCUGGGGGGCGGCGCCUGGAGGAGCCGGGAGCCCUUCUCCAUCUUCAGCAUCCUCAUCCUCACCCUGCUGGUCCUCCUGACCAUCGCCACCUUCCUCUGGAACCUGCUGGUGCUGGUGACCAUCCUGCGGGUCAAGACCUUCCACCGGGUGCCCCACAACUUGGUGGCCUCCACCGCCGUGUCCGACGUGCUGGUGGCGGCGCUGGUCAUGCCCCUGAGCCUGGUGAAGGAGCUGUCGGCCGGGCGGCGCUGGCGGCUGGGCCGGGCGCUGUGCCACGUGUGGAUCUCCUUCGACGUGCUGUGCUGCACGGCCAGCAUCUGGAACGUGACGGCCAUCGCCCUGGACCGCUACUGGUCCAUCACCCGCCACCUGGAGUACACCCUGCGCGCCCGCCGCCGCAUCUCCAACGUCAUGAUCGGCCUCACCUGGGCGCUCUCCGCCGUCAUCUCCCUGGCGCCCCUCUCCGGCUGGGGCGAGACCUACAGCCCGGCGCAGCAGCGCUGCCAGGUCAGCCAGGAGCCCUCCUACACCGUCUUCUCCACCUGCGGCGCCUUCUACCUGCCGCUCUGCGUCGUGCUCUUCGUCUACUGGAAGAUCUACAAGGCGGCCCGGUUCCGGAUCGGCGGGCGCCGGAGGAACGCGGUCCUGCCGCUGCCGGAGAGGGGCCAGGUGAAAGAAGCUUCCCAUGAACCACAGAUGGUGUUUACAGCUCGCCACGCGACUAUCACUUUCCAGACAGAUGGAGAAACAUGGAGGGAACAGAAAGAGAAAAAAGCAGCUCUGAUGGUUGGCAUUUUAAUUGGAGUUUUUGUACUUUGCUGGAUACCUUUCUUUAUCACAGAAUUAAUAAGCCCCCUCUGUUCCUGCAACAUUCCACCGGUCUGGAAAAGCAUCUUUCUCUGGCUUGGCUACUCCAAUUCUUUCUUUAAUCCUCUUAUUUAUACAGCAUUUAACAAAAAUUACAACAAUGCCUUCAAAACCCUUUUUGUAAGGCAGAGAUAA
This is a messenger RNA of Emys orbicularis (European pond turtle), 1104 nucleotides long. Its product is annotated as 5-hydroxytryptamine receptor 5A-like. The record is from RefSeq and is a predicted model, not a curated record. The transcript has 2 exons. The coding region runs from base 1 to 1104 and encodes 367 amino acids. Gene Ontology annotation, molecular function: serotonin binding; G protein-coupled serotonin receptor activity; neurotransmitter receptor activity. Lineage: Eukaryota; Metazoa; Chordata; Testudines; Emydidae. Gene Ontology annotation, cellular component: plasma membrane; dendrite. Gene Ontology annotation, biological process: G protein-coupled receptor signaling pathway, coupled to cyclic nucleotide second messenger; adenylate cyclase-inhibiting serotonin receptor signaling pathway; chemical synaptic transmission.